AUGCCAAAAGUCAAGACGAAAAAGGUCCCCGAGGACUAUGAAAAAGUCAAACCCACAAUUGAAAAACUACAAGUGAAACUCAAGGAGGCCGAGCGCAAGGCCCUCAAAACAGAAACAAAACACUCCUCCCUAUGGCCCAUACUAAAGCUCAACCACCAGAUAAGCCGCUAUGUCUACAGCAUGUACUACGAAAGAAAGCUCAUAUCCAAGGAACUCUACGACUACUUGCUUCGACAGAAAUACGUCAAUGCCGACUUGAUCGCCAAGUGGAAAAAGCAAGGCUACGAACGUUUGUGCUGCGUCAACUGUAUUAUAGCGAAAGAAAAGAACCACGGCAGCACGUGUAUAUGCCGAGUGCCACGGAACCAGCUCAAGGAAGAGCAGAGGGAAUCCGAAGGCUGCAUCACCUGCGGGUGCCAGGGAUGCGCCAGCACUGACAAGGAGUAA
Molecule: messenger RNA, 447 nt
Organism: Candidozyma duobushaemuli
Lineage: Eukaryota; Fungi; Ascomycota; Pichiomycetes; Serinales; Metschnikowiaceae
Gene: BUD31
Product: U2 snRNP complex subunit
Exons: 1
Coding region: 1-447 (148 amino acids)
Biological process (GO): mRNA splicing, via spliceosome
Cellular component (GO): spliceosomal complex; nucleus
Source: RefSeq, a predicted model, not a curated record